Messenger RNA from Electrophorus electricus (electric eel), 6062 nucleotides. The record is from RefSeq and is a predicted model, not a curated record. Lineage: Eukaryota; Metazoa; Chordata; Actinopteri; Gymnotiformes; Gymnotidae.
UUCCUCUCUGGCACAUUUUUUGGUCAAAAUAAUCAUUUUGUUUAAUAACUGCUUGUAUUAACUAAGAAAUUGAUGUCUAAGUGUAUUGUUUAUACAGAGCCUACAAUGUACAUUAGUUUCUAAGCUAUUUUUAUGAUAUUGUCUAUUUACUUAUUUAAUUUCAUUACUCAUCGUUAGCUUGAAGCUUUCUUUUCUUAUAAAUGCUCUGUGAGUUAAGUUUCGAUUCUUAGGACCCAGCGCGACUCUGGGACGAGGGAGGGGCUUGCGAUAGGGGAGGAGUUUGUUAAUGAUUGAUAGCACUUUUUUUUAAAAGAAGGCAAAGCAGAGAGGCGCUGGGUGGCUAAUGUAGACGAGAUGUAGAGCUGUACAGGCGAGUGUCAUUUUAAUAAUUCCAGAGCAUCUGUUUAACCAUCAUAUAACGUUUAUAUUUUGCGAAUACUGUCAUUUAACGACGACCUGAUUUAUUAAAUAAUGCAGCCUUAAUUUUCUCAUCACUGUUAUUAUUGUAGAGUUGAUAAUGUCAAAAAUGCAGUUACUCAUAAAAAAGGAGGGAGACGGUACGGCCGAGGGCGAGAAGGAACAACCGGAGCGCCGUUCGGAAUCGGCCUUUAAGGGGCUUGGAUCUCACUCUCUGAGUAAAGAGACUGUUUAUGAAUGGUUUGGUUUACAUCUGAAGCCCGCUUACCGUAUUGAAUUCAUAUACGGAUUGCUUCAUAUGUGCCAACCCUUAGAACUUCGCUUCUUGGGUUCCUGUCUCGAGGACCUCGCACGGAAAGAUUUCCACGUUCUUAGAGACUUUGAAAUACGAGCGAAUUCUCCUAGUGAGAUGGGUCUUUUGACGGAUGUAAGCGACCCAGUGACGAGAUCUAAGCUACUAGUUUGUCUGUCCCUCCUGGGCUCUGAUAACAGGGAAUGUGCUGGGAUACUAUUUCGGAUACUGAACCAUGUGGAUUCAUUUCGUUCACUGUCUGGGGACGGAGAUGGGACGCACAACCGUGGUCUCGAACCUUUGACUGAAUCACGCUCCGGGUUAUUUGAGCAGUUGACGGUCCUUUUCACUAUGGCAACACUUCACCCGGCCUUUCUUUUCCACCAGAGAGACAUACUACGAAUUAAACUCGAAAAUAUAAAUGAGGAGCGACAGACCAAGCGUCAUUACACCCCAAACAUCCAUCCCCAGAACAGGCCCCAGAAGCCAGAGAUCCCUAGCACAGAGGUUUGUGUGAAUGAGACAACACACCUCACCCCUGCCCAUCACAACAAAAAAGCCGAGAGAGACACAGUCCACAUUGAGAAGAUUGUGUUGAAGGGGAUCUCAUGGGGCAAGACUGAACGGGAAUACAAUUUUGAGGUGAAAUGGUCUGACUUGUCAACAAGCUCUGUCACAAAAACACAUCUUGAACUGGAAAACUUCCUGCUGAAGCUUCCAAAGGAGGCCUCCACAGACUCAUUUGAGAGGGGUAUUUUACAACUACUCAGUCAGGGCCAGAAUCAUCACUGGAGAGAAGUGGAGAGAAUACUGAAAGAGAAGUUCCUGUCAGCACCACAUGCUUUCCGUCAGAAACGGAAGGUGUGCAUCUUCUUCCACUGUGGUGUCUCACCAUUCCCCAGCCUAUACUGUAACCACGUCUCCUCAGGUCAGCCCCACAAAGAGGACUGCUCUGAGCCAUCAAGUCCAGAGGAAGAUAUGAAACCAUUUGUCCAGGGACAUCGUAAGAAACCUGGCAGCAGAAGCCCCAGUCUUAACAGUGUGGAAACCCUGAGACCAGCUCCCAUCUCAUCGAACAACAGCCUGGGCGAGUGGGGGAGAAAGGGCUGCGUGCCGAAACCCACCUGUAGCCAGAACACUCUCUCAGGCCGAGAAGAAGAGAGUUCAAAUUCCAAGCCAAAAGCCAGAACAGCCUUUUCUAACAGUGAGAAGGGAGAGAGGGGAGUCGGAAGAGGAGCUUACUUUGCCAAUGGGGUAAUGUCACCCCCAUCAAUACUGGGCCACUCUAAAGGGAAAGGUGUGUGCUCAGAUACUACCUCCUGCCACAACAUAUAUGGCGAGACGUCGUCAGAGAGCUACAGUUCCCCCUCCAGCCCCCAGCACGAUGGCAGAGAGAGCCUGGAGAGUGACGACGAGAAAGGCAAAGACACAGACAGCCAAUCAGAUGACUCCAGAAAGUCUGUUGCAGGCUCUGUCCUUGUCUGCCCAGUCAGAGGAGGGUGCGUGGAUACGCAUCACCCCUUCGUUGCUGUGGAGCAGUCUGGGCCUCACAAGGCCACUCUGCGGGGUCCUGCUCUGCCGGGUCUGCUGCACUUUGGCCACCCCAUGCCAUGCACGUUCCACACGCACACUGAGACCUUAAUUACUGGGGGCCCCCCCCAGGUGCCAAAUGCAAAGCUGGGCCCAGACUUGAGGAUGCCACAUCCCAUCAUGCCCACGCAGUCGGUGGCUAUAGAUGAUGGAGAAAAAUGCUCAUCUGAUGUCCCUUCUGCUGUCCAGCCUUUUAGCUCCCCGGUUCUAGGGCUACAGCCGGCUGGCAGUCCUGCUCUGCAGCCUCUCCUGCCACGAUUUAAGGUCACAGGGGGGCAGUCUGGUGCAGAGAGUGGGGUGCUGGGCACUCACCAAGCCCCGGUAGGGGCCAUUAGCGUUGUUCAGUGUGGCCCUGCUUACCCUCCAGGGCUACCUACAGCCUAUGCUAGCACAGAUCCGGUCCACAGCCCACUCACUCCAGCAGAUUCUCACAGCAAAUCUCCGGCCCUGACCCUGCCCUCCGCACUGCCACCCUCACUCAGCCUGGCCAUCCCUUCCACUGGCAUUCCCCCCAUAUGCGCUAUAGGCUCCAUGGGCACAGCUUCUGCUGGUCAGGCUCCAUCUCCAGUGGUGCCCACCCACACCCCAGGACCUGCCCCCAGCCCCAUACCUGCUCUCACACACAGCACUGCUCAGAGUGAUGGCAGCUGCUACAUUAACAGCAGCGCCACCAGCAGCAGCCUCUCCCAGCAGCAACUCACCGCUGCACAGCAGCCUGUGGGAUGCCAUGCCUGUGGCUGUCGGGGCAGCUGUGGCAGUAGCCACGCCCCCAGCUACUACUUCCCCACCCAGAUGGCUCCCCAGCAGCUCUUCAACAUCUCCCCCGUCUUUCCGUUCACCUCAAUGUGCAGCAAUAACUACGUCAGCCAGCUCAGCCCGACCCUCCAGAGCAACAGCACCAGCCAGUUGCCAUUCUACCCAGCUUGCCCAAGUGCGUUUGCGGGCCGGCCUCUGCUCCACCUACACAGCCAGUCCCACCAGGAACACAUGCUGGGCUCACAGGCAGCCACAUUCAGAAUGCAACAGCUGCCUGGCCUCAAUCGCUUUUACCAGCCCAUUUACAGUAGCACCAUGGUGUCUGGAGCGAGCAUCACCCUUGGCGAUACCGCUGGUGGAGUCAAUAAGAAAAAUGGCAGCAUUUCUUGCUACAACUGUGGAGGCAGUGGGCACUAUGCGCAGGAGUGCAAACAGCCAGCCAUUGAUGCUACACAGCAAGGUGGCUUCUGGCUGAAAUAUGCCCCACAUCCUGAAGCAUUAGAUCACAAUCCUGACUGAGGGUUCAACGCUUGAUCCUGGUUCUCUCCUCCAGUGGCGGUCACUCCACUCUUGGCUGAAGUCUUGGGGUUGUUAACUGUACAUACACAUAACUGCUUUUUAAAAUGCUUUAAGGUUGUGGCGGGCUGGAGUAUUUGUGCCUGACAUCUUCACCAAAGCAGAGAGACAUGCAUGAGCCUUCUGGUGAACUGAGGACUGGCACAGGACUGCAGGUCAUGCUUACUGAUCUUGGCUAUUUUCUUGAAUUUGAGUUUUAUGGAGAAAUGGACACAGUUCGGCUCUAAGGAUUUAAUGGGUUUGCAGGUAGUAUAUCUGCUUUUUCUCAGUGUGACCCAUUUCUAGUCACGUGAGAAUGGAAUGACUAAGUAGGGCCACUCUGAAGUCAAAAGAAGAAUAUUUCGAUUGCUGUAUGGUGGUAUAAUUGAAACUAUGCUUACAUAGAUUUUUGCAUAUAUUUCGAUAUAUUAUGGUUGUUGGAGUUGAUGUCAAAGAAAAGCUAAAAAUUUAGUUUUCCACUAUUAGAAAAUUGCACAUAUGUAAACUCAGAACUCCCAAAGGUAAUAAUUAAUUGUAGAGGUUUUAAAACUAACUUUUUUGAUUACUGAUUUUCCCCAAAGACUAUGUUUUUGUUUUUACUCAGGUCAGCAUCAGUUCCUGCCAUAUGUAUUUUAGAGUCCAAAACAGUAUCUGUGUUGGCAAAAUGCUGUCCCUCAACAGGAUGUAGCAGGUUUGGGAGCAUGAAAACCUUUUACACAAUCAUAAAUGGUGGUACUACAAUCGUAAAUGGUUAGGGUCAGGAUUAGUUUCUGCAUAUUAAAGCCAGCUUUUACCCCAGCUGUCAAACUGUUGAGUGACAGUUUGGAAACUAAAUUUUCUAUAAUUCCUAUAUUUAAGAUCCCAGGGAUCCAAGCAAAAUUUUCUUACAUGUUUUACAAUAAUUGGAAAAUUGUUGUUGUUGUUGUUGUUGUUGUUGUUGUUGUUGUUGUUGAGUCCUUUUGUAAACUGUUAAAUGUGCAGCAAUGGAAAGUUGAGCAAGCCUUUUCCCUCCUCGCCUGCUGCACCUCUAUGAAUGUAUAAGUUGAGUUUCUCAAUAGAAGGGAAUUUUGUAGUAAUGGUAAUAUUUAAAUAACUAACCUUUUAGAGCAUUUUCCAGUUGAUAUAAUGUGAAAUGCAUAUUGAGGCACUCAAGCAUCAUGUUUGUCUAAGGUAAAUGCUGCUAUUUACUUUCAAAUUUAAUUUUGUCUUUAUGGUGAUGUGCACUAUACCAACAAGAAGUCCUGAAGGCUUGAUAUGAAGAUAAAUUCAUAACAUAUAAGAGUAACGCUCCUCUCUCCUGUUAUACCAUUUUACCACACAUUCAGUAUUGCUCUGUAGGUAAUCCAUAGCAUAACGCUGCCACUAGGUGGUGCCAAAACGGCUCCAUCCUCCUAUGGUAAUAUGCCUUGCCAUAGCCUUCUGUUCUGACAGUGGCAAGGUUCUUUUCCUCUGUGUGAUGCAUAAAAAUUGCAGUGUGUUUGUUUUAGUUAUGUUUCUUUUGGUUACGCAGGCAUUCAGCCCACAUGUCCUAAACAUUGGUCCAUGAUCUGGGCUGUCUGCAUGUGCGGCAGUUUUAAACAUUUGAAAUAAAACUGUUCUCCAAUUGUUGCACUGAUGCAGAACCAAGUUUGGAAAUCCUGCAUGUUUGGAAUAUUUGUACUGGGAGAAAGUGAAUCACUGAACACUAACCAUUGUGCAAAACAAAAUGUUAAUUAUGAGCCAUACUGAUAGCUGCAAUGGAUCAGCUCAAGAGUGUUAGGAGGGAAGUGUACAGUGUGCCUCCCAAAUUAAGGCUCCUCUGAGUGUCUCACUUUCUUUGUAUAUUGUACAGCAAACAAUUUAUGACUCCAUUUAGUGGAGUAUUGGCCCCACGUCCCACCCCUGCCUCCACCAUCAUACCCUCGCAUUCCAUUCCCAAUGCCACCAUCACACACACCUAUUCCACUCCCAACCACUGUACCCAACCAUACAUCCACCUAUACCAAAUUCAUAACUACUGAAGAAUUCUGUUGCUUGUUAAAACCAGAGAAGAAAGGUGACCUUUGGAACACUGAAAUUCCACCAGUGACUUGGGAAACACACACUGUUUUUUGGUGAUGGAAUGAAUGGACACUCCACGGAAGACUGAGACUGGUGUGUGUGUGUGUGUGUGUGUGUGUGUGUGUGUGUGUGUGUGUGUGUGUGUGUGUGUGUGUGUGUGUGUGUGUGUGUGUGUGUGUAAGAACGUAAGAACCUGCCACUUGACCUUGUUAAACUUGCAGUUUGAAAGAAUAUUGUUCUGUAUCAGACAUAAGAUACAGGGUCUACCUUCAGUUGUAUGUUUACUGUUACAUUUGAUACGUUAAUGUUAUGUAUUGAAAAGGUUAAAUAUAUUUCAAAAGAGAGUUUGGAUUUUAUGCGAACUCUUCUUUUUCCUUGGAAUUUAAUAGCAAUAAAUACAUAUUAAAAAGGU